Messenger RNA from Naumovozyma castellii, 1074 nucleotides. It is a transcript of the gene DUG3, whose product is annotated as glutamine amidotransferase subunit DUG3. Bases 1 to 1074 code for a protein of 357 amino acids. The transcript has a single exon. Lineage: Eukaryota; Fungi; Ascomycota; Saccharomycetes; Saccharomycetales; Saccharomycetaceae. The record is from RefSeq and is a predicted model, not a curated record.
AUGUGCCGUUUUCUAAUUUUUAAGGGAAAAGAACCCAUUCGUCUAUCUCACCUAUUAACCAGGCCGGCCCAUUCCAUUAUAAAUCAAUCCUUCGAUUCUCGUCUUCGUUUAGAUAGAAGGAGACCCAUCAAUGGAGAUGGGUUUGGAGUAGCAUAUUACCCCGUGGAACCUGAAUUAGAAGAAGAUGGACCUUGUAUCUUUAAGGCGAUUACACCAGCAUGGAACAACCAAAAUUUAAGCACAUUGGCUGACAAGACUCAGUCAGACUUGGUGUUCGCUCAUGUAAGGGCAUCCACUUAUGGUGUUCUAUCUGAAACUAAUUGCCAUCCGUUUACCUAUCAUAGUUUAUGUUUCAUGCAUAAUGGGGGUAUAUCGAAUUUUAAACAAAUUAAAAGGAAGCUAUUAAAUCAUAUUAAAGAUGAAUAUCUGAAUUAUCUACAAGGGAGUACAGAUUCAGAAUGUGCAUUUGCCUUGUUUUUAGAUACCCUUGAUAAAAAUGGGUUUGACCCAUCUCAGAAAGAGGGUGGAUUUGGACAUGUUGCUCUCAGGAAAGCUUUGUUACAAACUAUUGAAUACAUUAAGAAUUGGACAAAGGAGAUAAGUAAUAAUGAGACUGAACCAGAGCCUUCAUUAUUGAACUUUGCCGUCACAGACGGUGACACGGUGAUUGUAUCUCGAUAUAUUACAUCCAAGACUGAUGAAGCCGCAUCACUCCAUUUUAGUUGUGGUUCUAGCUUCGUAGAGACAUCUCCUGGAGAAUAUAGAAUGGAGAGAUUGGAUAGAAACCAGGAUGUUAUUAUGGUUGCUUCUGAACCACUAACCUUUGAAAGAGGUGAUUGGAUUGCGGUACCUACCAAUAGUAUAUUGACGAUAAAAAGACAAACUGUUUUGUUACAUCCUGUAGUCGACGAAUACUACCAAGAGGAUCCAUUGUACUUAAGAAGCUCUACUUUGGUGGAGAAUAAGGGUUUCAUGGGUUCUGUUCCAAAGGCAAAGAUUGUCGAGAAAGAUGUUCCUCCCUUGGAUAGAGAGGGUAGAGUCAGACCUUUGGCGGCAACUGCUCACCUGGUAUAA